Molecule: messenger RNA, 1500 nt
Organism: Diuraphis noxia (Russian wheat aphid)
Lineage: Eukaryota; Metazoa; Arthropoda; Insecta; Hemiptera; Aphididae
Molecular function (GO): protein binding
Source: RefSeq, a predicted model, not a curated record
CAGUCAGUUCUGUACGAUCGCUGGUCGCGUGCGGUAUUGAGGUAACUUUAACUUCACGGUGGAAAAAUUAUUUCUUUUUCACAAAUAAAAACAUCGCGCGCGUGCUGCAGUGAUUUAUUUUAAAAUUUUCUUUAACCAUUAGCUACCAAUUGAUAAGACUGUGCACAAUUAAACGAAAUGGGUUCUACUAUUCUCGACGCCAUUACUCCAAAAGUUUAUUCAGAUUUGCCUAUACGGUUUACGUGAUCUUCGAUAAUCACGAUGUUGUGUGUGGUGUCUACGGCGUUCAUACUCGCAGUACUCCGGAUUUCCGAUGGUCAGCUGCAUGAGCCGCAGAAAGAAGAUCUUCUGCAACGAUAUGAAGAUGUACAGCGACAGAUGAACGGCAGCGGAAGUGGYGAAUGGAAGUGCCCAGAGGUGCGGAACGUGUCGUGCGCAUGCGAUYUGCCACACACGUUACGCUGCACCGGCGGCAAAUCGACAUUCGAGACAGUGGCCCGAGCGCUCAGGCGCCUGUCCGGCACGUCAUCCAUAUCGCUUCUGGACUGCACCGUGCAGAACGUAGCAUCGCUGCCGGCCAAGAUGCUCGACGGCGUCUCGCUGCACGGGCUGGUCGUGUCGUCUGGCGAGAUCAAGUCCGUCUCGGACGCCGCAUUCGACGGACUCGGGUCACCACUCCAGGCGCUCGGCCUGCCCAACAACCAGCUCGAGCGGGUCCCAAGCUCAGCACUGGCCAUGCUCAAUGGUCUCGAGCGUCUCGACCUGUCCCACAACCGUUUGCACACCGUCCACAACAAUUCGUUCAAGGGAUCGCCGAAUUUGACAUUUUUGGAUUUGAGCAAUAAUUCCAUUCAUUUCAUCAGUCCAGACGCGUUCGUUAAUCUGCCAUUUUUGAAAGUACUUCGACUGCAAAACAAUCUGCUUACGUCAGCUUCGACUUCCCAUAUCCAAGGGCUGCGGUCGUUAGUCGAGCUAGACCUCAGCUCCAAUUUGCUGGCCGGUCAACUUGGCCCCAGCACGUUGCCUAGAUUGCCGAAUUUACAGAUCAUAUCGUUGGCGCAUAAUCAGCUGAACAGCGUUAGGCGGGGAUCAUUUGCCGGACUCGAAGGAAUCGUGUCCCUGACGCUUAACCACAAUCAGAUCGACGUACUCGAGGAUCACGGUUUUAGAGCAGUGCCUACACUGUCCCAUUUGGAUUUGGCCAACAAUCGCAUCGUUGCGGUGUCCAGUGCUUCACUCGCUCAUUUGACCAAACUCAAAACGCUUGAYUUAUCACACAACUUUCUGAGGAGUUUGACGUCUGAUCUCAUCGUGCCACUAAAGAGCAUCCAAGUAAUUAAACUCGACGACAACGACAUAUCCAUCGUGACCGAAGGCGCACUGAACACCGGCAAGCACAUAACGAGCAUUUCUUUAUCAGGUAUAACCGAAAUCAAUUGAAUAUACUCGUAAAAUAAUAGCCACGAGCAUAUAGCUGCAAUGCAUUAUUUAUUGAUAAAA